Messenger RNA from Mesorhabditis belari, 231 nucleotides. The record is from the annotation of a GenBank genome assembly. Lineage: Eukaryota; Metazoa; Nematoda; Chromadorea; Rhabditida; Rhabditidae.
AUGGAGUCACCCGAAAUGCAACGAUACGGCGACUCGCCUCGAAGUUUCAACCAAAGUCAAUUAUUGGAUGAAUAUCUGAUUGAUGAGAUCCUCUCGUUGGAGGACGAGCAGCGCACUCGGGGCAGCAAACCACACCAAACACCGCUGACCGCCUCGUACUCUUGUGCAGACAAUUUGACGAAUCUCUCCUCGCAAGGAAGACCGAUUCCCGGAAACAACUCUUCAGAUGAG